AUGUUAGCUGACAAAACCAGUGCUUAUGUGAAUUAAAGUUCUGUUUAAGCUAAAUAGCCAAGCAAAAGAGUGCAACUUGACAUUCAAUAUGUUGCAUAAACCUUCGAAAAAACUCAAUCCAUUAAUAAUCUCCAAGAUAUGUUCCCAGAUAGCAAAUCCACCGAUUUAAGACAUUCAAUUACAACUGAAGAAAGUGAAAUUGAGAAAUUAUCUCAAGCCUAUGCAGAUAAAUACUAUUAUGAGAUGAAAUUCGAGUAAUACUAAAAUUUGCUUACAUAAUAAUAAGGCACAAUCACCAAGCUAUUGAAUGAAAAAAAGGAACUGCUUGGGAGAUUAGAAUCUGCUAAAAGUAAUGAAAAAGAAAUUAGUCUGUUGUAAUAAUUAGAGGUUAAAUUUCUUGAAAGCCAAAAAGAGAAACAAUAGUUACAAAUAGAAUGUUAAUAAUAUAAAUAUUAAGUUGAAUAACUGCUUGCUGCUAAUAAUGAAUUACAAUAAUCCUUUCAAUCCUUACAUAAUUAAUUUGUUGAAUACAAAGAUAAAUAGGAUAAGUACUCAAUUAAACAAUAAGAAUUAAUUGAUAAAUUAACUGAUGAUAUUGGAAACAAAAAAUAUUUACAAGAAAUUCAUUCCCAAAUGAAAACAAUCAAAUAAUAAAACAAUCAACUUUCUUAAUAAUUAUCUUCAUAGGAACAUAAUUUCAAACUCAAACUGUAAGAAAUACAAGAGAAGUAUGUUAUACAAAACAAUGAAUUGUAAUAAGACUGUGAAUCUCAACUUGAGUAAAAGGAAGAAGAAUUGCAUUUACUAAAAAUGGGACUUGAAAAACAAAAAUCAGAAACUCAAAAACUAUUGAAUGAAAAUAUAUCUCUAUAAAGCCAUAUUUAAUAAUUGACAUAGAAUUACCAAGAUGAUAUAUAAGCUUAAGCAUCACUACUUUCAGAUUAAGUGGCAGAAUACAAAAUAGUUAUAUAAAAUCUUGAAAACCAAUUAUAUCAAAUGAACCUUGAAAUAAAACAAAGAGAUCGAUCUUCUUCGAAGGAUAGCAUUAUGAAUUCAAGAUUGAUUUCCAAUUAUAUUAGCAGAUGUAAGCAAUGA
Messenger RNA from Paramecium tetraurelia, 1095 nucleotides. RefSeq lists its product as uncharacterized. NCBI's taxonomy places the organism in Eukaryota, Ciliophora, Oligohymenophorea, Peniculida, Parameciidae. The record is from RefSeq and is a predicted model, not a curated record. The transcript has 3 exons.